Fundulus heteroclitus (mummichog) is the source of this 862-nucleotide messenger RNA. It is a transcript of the gene steep1, whose product is annotated as chromosome 2 CXorf56 homolog. The transcript has a single exon. The record is from RefSeq and is a predicted model, not a curated record. Bases 145 to 822 code for a protein of 225 amino acids. Lineage: Eukaryota; Metazoa; Chordata; Actinopteri; Cyprinodontiformes; Fundulidae.
UGCACGGAGCAGCGGAAGUCACACCGGAAGUAGUGCGCAGUUGUUGUCCUGACGGCUGAGCAGCGUCGCGUCCAGAACCUCCGCGCUGUGCCGGUUCUGCCAGAGUUCUGCUAGGGUUCUGGUUGGGUUCUGCGGGCCGGGAAGAUGCCUAAGGUGGUCUCCAGGAGCGUGGUGUGCUCCGACACCCGGGACCGCGAGGAGUACGACGACGGCGAGAAGCCGCUGCACGUCUACUACUGCCUGUGCGGCCAGAUGGUUCUGGUUCUGGACUGCCAGCUGGAGAAGCUGCCGAUGAGGCCCCGGGACCGGGCCCGGGUCAUCGACGCGGCCAAACACGCCCACAAGUUCUGCAACGUGGAGGAGGACGAGGCGGCCUUCAUCAAGAGGCCGGACGGCAUCGAGCGGCAGCACCGCCGCAAGUGCGGCAAGUGCGGCCUGCUGCUCUUCUACCAGCACCAGGACAAGAACGCGGCCGCCACCUUCAUCGUGGACGGCGCCGUGGUCAAGUUCGGCCAGGGCUUCGGCAACACCAGCGUCUACAGCCAGAAGCAGCCCGAGGCCCCCAAGAAGGUCCGGGUGAUGAUGACCAAGAGGACCAAGGACAUGGGCAAGUUCAGCUCCGUCACCGUGUCCACCAUCGACGAGGAGGAGGAGGAGAUCGAGGCGCGGGAGGUGGCCGACUCCUACGCGCAGAACGCCAAGGUGAUCGAGAAGCAGCUGGAGAGGAAGGGCAUGAGCAAGAGGAGGCUGCAGGAGCUGGCCGAGCUGGAGGCCAAGAGGGCCAAGAUGAAGGGCACGCUGAUCGACAACCAGUUCAAGUAGGUCUGAGUCUGGAUCUGAACCUGGGUCUGGGUCUGGAUCU